This is a messenger RNA of Mytilus californianus (California mussel), 987 nucleotides long. RefSeq lists its product as uncharacterized. Bases 25 to 981 code for a protein of 318 amino acids. Lineage: Eukaryota; Metazoa; Mollusca; Bivalvia; Mytilida; Mytilidae. The record is from RefSeq and is a predicted model, not a curated record. The transcript is spliced from 2 exons.
GUCAGGCAGUACAUAAUACAAUCUAUGGCUGAUGGAGGAACAAAAAGGGUUUUCAGACACGAGAUAUGUGAUGCCAGAGUUAGUUCCUCAUUCUCAAAAUUGACAGAGGACACCAUAUUCAGUUUUGAAAAUAAUGAACAGUCACAGUCAGAUGAGGAACUAUCUCAGAUUGAUGAAGACUUAACUGCUAAAUGUAUAAACCAAGAACCACCUGCCAAAAAGUCAAGAUUUAAGGAGCUGCCUAGCAAAGAAGAAAUUGAAAAGUUAGCGCUGGCAAGAACUGAGCCAAGAACCAACCAGCAGACAGUAUGGGGUGUCAAACUUCUAAGAGGUUGGCUAACUGAAAAUAAGUACAGCAGCAGUUUUGAGGAACUGGAUGAAACUAUCCUAAAUGACAGAUUGUGCUACUUUUAUGCAAGUUUGCAGACCAAACAAGGCACUGAUUAUUCAAAGUCAGCACUCGUCGGAAUUCGAUCUGCUAUUUCUAGGCAUAUAACUGGUCCUCCUUAUAAUCGGGAAAUUAACAUAAUUACUGACAAAUCAUUUAUGCCAUCAAAUCAUGUAAUCACGGGUAUGAUGAAAAAAUUGAAAAGGGAAGGGAAAGAUAUAACUGUACAUAAAAAGGCUGUAGCUGAAGGUGAUAUCCAAAAGCUGUAUUCCAGUGGAAUCUUCAGUACUGAUCACCCAGUAACUCUCCAAAAUAAAGUUUUCUGGGACAUUAUGCUGAAUUUUGGAAGGAGGGGACAGGAGGGGCUUACUGAUUUGAAGAAAACAACUUAUGCAAAAUGUAAAGAUGACAAAGGACAAGAGUACUACAAAAUGACUUACAAUGAGUGUGACAAAACACAUCAUGGUGUAGACUCAAAAGAAAAUUCAAGGGACGUAAGAAUGUACGCUAAACCUGGGGACAUUCACUGUCCAGUGUUUAGCUUGGACUUUUAUCUAGGAAAGCUUAGUCCAAGGUGUACAGCAUUUUUUUAGCAAGCA